This is a messenger RNA of Camelus dromedarius (Arabian camel), 1309 nucleotides long. RefSeq names its product phosphoribosyl pyrophosphate synthetase 1 like 1 (gene PRPS1L1). The record is from RefSeq and is a predicted model, not a curated record. Lineage: Eukaryota; Metazoa; Chordata; Mammalia; Artiodactyla; Camelidae. Gene Ontology annotation, cellular component: cytoplasm; ribose phosphate diphosphokinase complex. The coding region runs from base 353 to 1309 and encodes 318 amino acids. Gene Ontology annotation, biological process: purine nucleotide biosynthetic process; 5-phosphoribose 1-diphosphate biosynthetic process. The transcript has a single exon. Gene Ontology annotation, molecular function: magnesium ion binding; ATP binding; ribose phosphate diphosphokinase activity.
AUAUUUAUAUUUUCGCAUAUUUAAAUUUAAGCAUCCUUUGGAAAUUAAUACAGGCAAUAAUAGAAGAAAAGAAAAAAAAAGACCCAUGAACUAAAGAAAGGUUUGAUUCUUUAGUUUUAAAGUGUAAAGUGGGUGUCAGGGAGGAAUUAUUUUAAAGACCCAGGGACAAUUUAGAGCAGCGCAGGACGGGCCAGAACCCUAAAGGCCGAGUAACAGCCGGAAGCCGUCAGUUACAGUCUGCAGUCUCCAGCACCCAACCAAGCGCCCAGAGGAGUCUCUGGUCUGAUUUCCAUUCCUGUCUCAGCGGUAGGGGUGAUCACUGGCCAUAGAGAGGCUAGGGUCAUUGCCCAAAAUGCCAAAUUUCAAAAUCUUCAGCUGCAGCUCCCGCCAGGACUUAUCUCAGAAAGUUGCCGACCGCCUGGACCUGGAGCCAAGCAAGGUGGUGACCAAGAAAUUCAGCAGCCAGGAGACCUGCGUGGAAAUUGGAGAGAGUGUGCGAGGAGAGGAUGUCUACAUAGUGCAGAGUGGUUGCGGCGAAAUCAACGACAACCUGAUGGAGCUUUUGAUCGUGAUUAAUGCCUGCAAGAUUGCUUCAGCCAGCCGGGUUACCACGGUCAUCCCGUGCUUCCCAUAUGUCCGGCAGGAUAAGAAGGAUAAGAGCCGGGCCCCCAUCUCCGCCAAGCUUGUUGCAAAUAUGCUGUCCAUAGAGGGUGCGGAUCACAUCAUCACCAUGGACCUACAUGUUUCUCAAAUUCAGGGCUUUUUUGAUAUCCCAGUAGAUAAUUUGUAUGCAGAGCCAGCUGUCCUGAAGUGGAUAAAGGAGAGUAUCUCUCAGUGGAGGAACUGCACAAUUGUCUCCCCAGAUGCUGGUGGAGCUAAGAGAGUGACCUCCAUUGCAGACAGAUUGAAUGUGGACUUUGCCUUGAUUCACAAAGAACGGAAGAAAGCCAAUGAAGUGGACCAAAUGGUACUAGUGGGAGAUGUGAAGGGUCGUGUGACUGUCCUUGUGGAUGACAUGGCUGACACUUGUGGUACAAUCUGUCAUGCAGCUGACAAACUUCUCUCAGCUGGAGCCACCAGAGUUUGUGCGAUUUUGACUCAUGGAAUCUUUUCUGGCCCAGCCAUUACUCACAUUAACAGUGCAUGCCUUGAAGCAGUAGUAGUCACCAAUACCAUACCUCAGGAGGAUAAGAUAAAGCAUUGCUCCAAAAUACAGGUGAUCGACAUCUCCAUGAUCCUUGCAGAAGACAUCAGAAGAACUCACAAUGGGGAAUCUGUUUCCUACCUAUUCAGCCAUGUCCCGUUAUGA